ACUGAAAGGUGGAGAGAUGUGCAGAAGGGUCUGGGCAGAAAAGAGAUGUGCAUCUUAUGACUACCUGUGAAUAAUGAGAAUGCAAUUACUGUAUGCUGUACAAGUAGUUAUGUGUAGGUGUAACGUGACGGGAAUAAAAAGAGAGUUUCAGUACAGGAGGAGAAAUCUUCCCUGUGAGAAUUUCCAGACUGACUAAAUGGCCCCCCUGGGGAAGGAGCAGAACUGCAGGUUUCCAUGGGAAAUUCAAAGUGUUGGACUCGAGAAAGGAGAUAUCUUGCAGAAGAGGGACAGCCUGAGUCUCUUGAGAAGGACAAACUACAUUUUUGCCUUUAAGUGAUGGUUAGAUUUUAAGUUAUUUUCUUCCUCCCAUGUGAAUUAGACUAACAUUUGAACAGUUCACAGGCUCUGAGAAACAAACCAGUAAUCUUACUUUCCAAGCAAGAAAAAAAUAAGGGUAUGAAAGCUGAAAGAUGAUGAGAAUGAUACCUGCAAAAGCAUGUGAGCAGCACUGCUGUCAGCAUUAAUUUUGCCUAUGUGGAGUGAUAUUCAGGAUGUUCUGAGGUAUGCUUGAUUCAAAAUGAAACUCUGUGUUCAAAAACAGCACUUGCAGCAGUGCUUCUGUUUGACGGCUCCAAAAAAACUCAAAAUCCACAAGAACAGAUGGAGUUGGUGUUAGAUGGUCGUUAUGGUCCCUGCCAACCCAAGCUGUUCCAUUAGCUUUACAUCCAUUUUUUAAUUUGUGAUUGGAUCUGGCUGAUGUCUUCAGCUUCACAUCUUCACAGCUGUAACAGGAAAAACCUCUCUCUCAAAGCAGCGUUCUUUUUCUAACCUGUGUAAAUCCUUUCUCAGAUUAACUGACCUGGAAAGUAAUUGCAAAAAAUUUACUCUGUCUGUGUCACAGAGUAAAACCAGGCCAGGAGGCAACACACUACUUAACUCUUACCAGGUUUUGUAGACUGAUCAUAGCCUGUGCUGUCACACAGGCAGAUAAGAAGGUGACUCUGAGGAAGAGGAGGAUGGACAGAAGGAUCUCUGGACAGUGCUAUGUGUGCUGGCUUGUCUUCACUGAUGCUUUGUUAUGAACUUGCUUGCUUUUAGUGCAGUAGGAGCAAUGCUGGAGGCAGUUGUGAGUGAACAGGGCGUGUAUCACCAAGACAUGGGAUGCACUUGAUAUCUGCUCCAGCCUGAAGAAUCGGGACGAGCAGAUGGUGUUUAUGUGGGACUGUGCCCAUGAUAAGAGGCACUGCUCAGCUGUCACCCAGCAGAUGGUACCUGCAGAAGUGUUUGAACUCGGAGCAGAAGGUCAGGUUCCUUCAGGAUGCUCCUGCCUUCCAGCACCUUCAUCACUUGGCUUUGGGCUCCAGGCAGCGAUGGGGCAGAUAGGCUGAGCAUGCAUUUCUGACUUGUUUGCCUUGAGGAGAGCUGUGCUGUGAAACCCUUUGUGUCGUGGGGCUGGAAGCAGGGAGUGCAGCUGGGUUAAAGAGCUCCCCAGCAGAUUUCUGUUCCAGUUUUGCAAUUGCUGGAGAAAGAGUUAUUUCACUUCGUAGUAGGAAACUCUAGGGAUGUCUGUGGGAUGAGGGACAAAAUGAGGUAUUCUGAGGAUAUUGGGAGGAGGAGUGUGUGCUAAAGCAGCCUUGGUAAUGUGGCUGUGACCUGCUCUUUGGUCCUGUGUUCAGGUGUGCAUCACAGGUGUGUACUGAGUAAUCUCAAGAGCAUUGUUGGUUCUGACAGAGCCCUGUGAGCCAAGUGUGUGCUCAGGUGUGAGCUAAUUACGUGCUCCUGCCUGAAUGCAGAAAACCCUGCAAUUUAUGCCUACUACAACACCUCACGUCUCUGGUAAAUGUUUUCUAACAGAUUCAGCCUAUGGGCAGUCUGAUUCCUGAAAAAACCUGACAGACAUCCCCCACUAGUGCACGUGAAUGGGAUCCUCCUUGCAAAAGGCACACUCUGGUUCACGUCUCAGCUUGCUGCUGGAGCUUCUCCUGGUGUGGAAGGUCAGCUCUUUUAGCUGUGCAGCUGGGAGAUCCUGUCUUACUUCAUUUCUUACCUCAGAGCUCACUCUGUUCUCUCCUUAGCCAGGGGACAGUGUCCUCCAUCCUCGGUUUCAAUAAUGGUUAUUUCAUGUCCUUGCAGACACAGGUGUCUCUGUUGCACCAGGACUCAUCUCUGUGCUACCAGGUGGUAAACAGCUCUCAUCUCAGUGGGGUUAAAUCUGUUUCUCUCCCUUCCAUACUGCACCAGGUGGCAAUGUCCUGCAUCUAAAUGCACCUGUAUCUAAUGGCACUCACUGUGCAUUUGGAGGAUUGUGAAUGAUCUCUUAACAUCCACACACAGAAUUUAGUUUCUAGUUUAAAUUGUUUUCUUUUGGUAGGAUGAUGGAGUGGCUAAAGCGGGCAUUUUGACUGGUAAGGGCUCAAGUUCUUGUCACUCAUGUGAACGCUUAAGUAAUUACAAAUUUAAACUGCUCCUUUGCCCUUGCGAAGGUUGAAUGCAGGCUUUAACACUUAGCAGUGAGAUACUAUGGCUCUGCAACACGGCUUCAUGCUGUAAUGUGUUUCAUUAUAAAUAUUUGGUGACUGGAGAGAGAGAAUGAAGCAGAGGAGCUGAACUGAGGUGGGGGCUUCCCCAGAGAAUGACAUGUCUGGAAAGCAGCAAAGGAAGGAUAUGGUGUUAUUGCAGCUGCCGGCUUCCAGCCUGAGUGCUGCUGCUGGCAAGCAGCUGACAGGAGGGAGGAGAUCAGCCUUUCGCUCUGAAGGGUUGGUGCGUCAGGUUUCCCUGCAGAGCACGUGCAGAUAACCGAGCUGCAAACACUGCUGCCUGUUCCAGCUCCAGUAGAGAGAGCUGGGAGAAUGGGGCAGGUGUCUUGGAAGGGUUUAUUUCUAUCGCUUUUCGAUUAUAAAACAGAGAAAUACGUCAUUGCGAAGAACAAGAAGGUUGGGAUUCUCUAUCGAGUGGUGCAGCUCUCCAUCCUGGCUUACCUGGUGGGGUGGGUGUUUGUUGUCAAGAAAGGCUAUCAGGAUACAGACACAUCCCUGCAGAGCUCUGUCAUCACCAAGCUGAAAGGGGUGGCAUUCACCAACACCUCGGAGCUGGGGGAGAGGCUGUGGGAUGUUGCAGACUAUGUCAUCCCUCCACAGGGUGAAAACGUCUUCUUUGUCAUGACAAAUUUGAUUGUGACCCCAAACCAGAGACAAACCACGUGUCCUGAGAGUGUAAACAUUCCUGAUGCCUUGUGUUAUGAGGAUGAAGACUGCCCUGCAGGGCAAGCAGUGGUGGCUGGUAAUGGGGUUAAGACUGGCCGUUGUUUGAAAGACAGGGACAGCAUCAGAGGUUCUUGUGAGGUAUUGGCCUGGUGCCCAGUGGAGAAAAGAUCCAAGCCCAAGAAACCACUUCUCGCCAGUGCAGAAAACUUCACUGUUUUCAUCAAGAACUCGAUCCGGUUCCCCAAGUUUAAAUUCUCCAAGAUGAAUGUGCUGGCCACCAACAAUGAGUCCUACCUAAAGACCUGCCGCUACAGCACGGAGCAUCCCUACUGCCCCAUCUUCCUUCUGGGGAACAUCGUCAGAUGGGCUGGGAAUGACUUUCAGGAAAUGGCUUCGGAGGGUGGUGUGAUAGGAAUUCAGAUUGAAUGGAACUGUGAUCUUGAUAAAGCCCCUUCUGAAUGUAAUCCCCACUAUUCUUUUAGCCGUCUGGAUAACAAGUUUGCAGAAAAGUCUGUCUCUUCUGGGUACAACUUCAGGUUUGCUAAAUAUUACCGGGAUGCUGAAGGGAUUGAGUACCGGACACUCUUUAAAGCAUAUGGAAUCCGUUUUGAUGUGAUGGUGAAUGGCAAGGCAGGGAAAUUUAACAUCAUUCCCACUGUCAUCAAUAUCGGUUCAGGGCUAGCUCUCAUGGGAGCGGGAGCUUUCUUUUGUGACCUGGUGCUGCUCUAUCUGAUUAAAAAGAGUAACUUUUAUCGAGGCAAAAAGUAUGAGGAAGUAAAGUCCAGUUCCAGGAAGUCAUUAACUAGCCCUACUCUGAAUGGGAAUCAGAGCCCAGACCAACUUGGCGGGCUCUAGACGUGGUGAUGGGUCUGUCAACUGGAAUCACGUUCCAGGAAAACUACACAGGUGUGAAAUAACACUGGGACUGGGAGGUGGAGCUACCCCAGAUCAGAUCUACCAUCUAUUAUUGGGAUUUCCAGAGGAAAAAUGUCCUUUAAAGAACACCCUAUUUUCCCUGAGAUGUUCUCUGAUAUCUUGAGCUUGCAACACCUGUGUUCAUCAUUAUGGAUUUAUAAAAGGAUUUUGUAAGAGGAAAAAGAAGGCACCAAAUGAAUGUUUUUAUAUCUACUGAUAGAUCUAUCUGUGCCACCAUUAUUCUGUGGCUAUGCUUUGCUUCCAAGUGCAGAAGAGAAAUGUUGUGAAACACCACUGACAUUUUCAGGAGGGUUGUG
Messenger RNA from Phasianus colchicus (ring-necked pheasant), 4435 nucleotides. It is a transcript of the gene P2RX5, whose product is annotated as purinergic receptor P2X 5. Gene Ontology annotation, molecular function: extracellularly ATP-gated monoatomic cation channel activity; ATP binding; purinergic nucleotide receptor activity. The record is from RefSeq and is a predicted model, not a curated record. NCBI's taxonomy places the organism in Eukaryota, Metazoa, Chordata, Aves, Galliformes, Phasianidae. Gene Ontology annotation, biological process: response to ATP; calcium ion transmembrane transport. Gene Ontology annotation, cellular component: plasma membrane.